AUGUGGUCGUCGAAAGAGGUCAUUGCUGGUGUCUUCUUGUUUUUAGCUGGCGUUGUUUUCACUGUUGUCGCUAUUGGCGUCCGGGCUAUCUUUCGCAACUUUGCUAGCCGGCCAGCUCCUUCACCCAACCUGGGCGACGAUACUCCUCAUGUCACCAUAAUUCGACCCGUUAAGGGCGUCGAACCUCGACUCUACGAUUGUAUCGCCGCAUCGUUUCGCCAGAACUACCCCCAAAACAAGAUUUCCAUUCGUCUCUGUCUCGAAAAUGACACCGAUCCGGCGUACCCGAUCCUCCAGAAGGUCCUUGAGGACUUUCCCGAUAUUGAUGCGCGCAUCCUGCUUGAGGUAGACGACCUUGCAUUGCGCACGACGCCGAAUAUGGGACCGAAUCCAAAAAUUCGCAAUAUCAGCCGAGCAUACCGAGAGGCCAUAGGGGAUAUCGUGUGGAUUGUGGAUUGCAACGUCUGGAUGGCCAAGGGAGUCUUGGGGCGCAUGGUUACUAAACUUCAGGGCCACCAUGUUGGUGGUGAUAACAUGCCCUACAAAUUUGUUCAUCAACUUCCCAUUGUUAUUGACUUGAUCGACUAUUCCACACCGAUUGCAGCAGAUGGUCAGCCGCUGUUAGCUGCUUCCUCUGUUGAAGACGAUGACUCUAGUCACAUAGGCGAAGGGGGUUCUCAUUGUAACCCCAAGGUUUGGGCUCAGGGCGGUGGAAGACUGGACGAGAUGUUCAUGGCAACGUCGCAUGCCAAAUUCUACAGUGCUAUCAACACUUCUGGUCUAGCCCCUUGCGCUGUGGGCAAAAGCACCAUGUUCUGCAAAUCUCAGCUCGAUCACGCGACCAACCCUUCACUAAACCCUAAGAUACCCAAGGGCAAGGGCCUCCCUACGGGCGUGGAUUACUUUUCGCACAACAUCUGCGAAGAUCAUAUGAUCGGCGAUGUCCUCUGGAAUGCUAAAUUUGACGGAUACAGGAACCAUGGGUUAGUCUGGGGUGACAUUGCUGUUCAGCCGAUGUCUGACAUGUCUGUAAAUGCAUAUACAGCACGCCGCUCUCGAUGGCUCAGAGCGAGAAAGUUCACGGUUCUCCCAGCUACAAUGAUUGAACCAUUCACGGAAUCUUUCGUGUUUGCCACGUAUUUCACCUUUGCAAUCACCACCCUGCAGAUAUAUAGCAUUCCUCCAACCUGGACUGCUAGGGUAAUUACUUGGCUCACGACGAUCACUGUUUGGAUGGUUGUCGACUUUUUAGGCUACCGGCAUUUACACUCUGGCGUCACUAUGGAGCUUGAUGAAGACACACCUCGUUUCGCCAGAGGUUCCAUAAAUCGAGAGGGAAUCAAAAGUCGCAAAUUCUCGGAGUUUUUAGCAGCCUGGUUUUUCCGUGAAGCUCUAGCUCUACCGAUCUGGGCAUACGCGGUCAUCUUUGGAAACACUGUGAACUGGCGAGGAAGACGAUUCCGUAUCCGGAGCGAUACAACUGUUGAAGCACUUGACCCCGAAGAAGAAGAACGGAGUCGCCAGGUGCCGACUCCUGAGCUCGAAAGGGGAUCUUCCCAGAAUAAGCAACGGGUUGAUUGA
Messenger RNA from Fusarium subglutinans, 1581 nucleotides. RefSeq names its product ceramide glucosyltransferase. The record is from RefSeq and is a predicted model, not a curated record. The transcript has 2 exons. Gene Ontology annotation, molecular function: ceramide glucosyltransferase activity. NCBI's taxonomy places the organism in Eukaryota, Fungi, Ascomycota, Sordariomycetes, Hypocreales, Nectriaceae. Gene Ontology annotation, biological process: glucosylceramide biosynthetic process. Gene Ontology annotation, cellular component: membrane. The coding region runs from base 1 to 1581 and encodes 526 amino acids.